CGUUGGACUCUCCGCCGGCGACCCCGGCGAGUCCACCACCACCAUCCAAGGAGUCGCUAGGUGAGCAGCGCUGCCGCUACCGCAACUGCUCCGCCUGCCGGCCAUUCAUGCGCAGUUACGCUCGCACACGGAGCCCUUGAUUGGCGAAGAGAUCGAACCCUUGGCCUGCCUCUUCCCCUUGUUUCGACGCGGCGGCGGCCGGCGAGCACAUCCUCCGGUAGCUAGCUUCGGCCAUGGCCGACGACGGCGGCGAACACCCGCCGCCCGCAAAGAAGAAGUCGCCCGCCGAGGAGGCGGCCGAGAAGAGGAGGAAGAAACUCACCCCUGGGAGCUUGAUGAAGGGGCUCAUACGGUCUGGGAGUGGAGAUGCUACCCCUGCGGAGGGCGAUCAGGUUAUAAUUCAUUGCACUACUCGGACAAUGGAUGGUACUGUUGUCAAUUCUACAAGAAGAGAGCAUGGAGGUAAAGGAAUCCCUCCCAGGUUUGUCUUAGGGAAGAGCAAGAUGAUCCUAGGUUUUGCUGAAGGCUUCCCAACUAUGCUGAAGGGUGAAAUUGCUAUGUUCAAAAUGCAACCAAAAGUUCACUAUGCCGAGGACGAUUGUCCACUUGCAGCUCCUGAUGGCUUUCCAAAAGAUGAUGAACUUCAAUUUGAGAUUGAAAUGUUGGAUUUUUUUAAAGCCAAGGUUGUGGCUGAGGAUUUAGGGGUUGUAAAGAAGAUAAUUGAUGAAGGCAAGGGAUGGGAAACACCUAGAGAGCCAUAUGAAAUAACAGCACGGAUAACUGCAAGAACAGCAGAUGGAAAAGAAAUUAUUCCCAGUAAAGAAGAGGCAUAUUUCUUUACUAUUGGUAAAUCUGAGGUACCUAAAGGACUUGAGAUGGGUAUUGGAACAAUGGCACGCAAGGAAAAGGCGACUAUUUUUGUUAGCAGUACCUAUUUGACAAAGUCCUCACUGAUGCCACAGCUUGAAGGCCUUGAAGAAGUUCAUUUUGAUGUUGAACUGAUUCAGUUUAUUCAGGUGAGGGACAUGCUUGGCGAUGGUCGCCUCAUAAAACGACGUGUAGUUGAUGGAAAAGGUGAAUUUCCAAUGGACUGCCCUCUUCACGAUAGCUUAUUAAGAGUGCAUUAUAAGGGUAUGCUCCUUGAUGAAUCAAAAUCGGUAUUUUAUGAUACACGAGUUGAUAAUGAUGGUGAACCAUUGGAGUUCUGUUCCGGAGAAGGCUUGGUUCCUGAAGGAUUUGAAAUGUGUGUUCGACUAAUGCUUCCUGGUGAAAAAUCUAUUGUCACCUGCCCUCCAGAUUUCGCAUAUGAUAAGUUCCCAAGGCCAGCAAAUGUUCCUGAAGGAGCUACUGUUCAGUGGGAAAUCGAAUUACUUGGAUUUGAAAUGCCCAAGGAUUGGACUGGCUUGACCUUCAACGAAAUCAUGGAUGAGGCAGACAAAAUAAAGAACACGGGUAACAGACUGUUUAAAGAAGGAAAGUUCGAUCUUGCAAAGGCAAAAUAUGAUAAGGUGCUUAGGGAGUAUAACCACGUGCAUCCCCAUGAUGAUGAAGAGGGCAAAAUCUUUGCCAAUUCAAGAAGUUCUCUACAUCUAAAUGUUGCUGCUUGCUACCAGAAGAUGGGCGAAUACAGAAAAUCCAUUGAAACAUGCAAUAAGGUUCUGGAAGCAAAUCCUGUGCAUGUGAAAGCUCUUUAUCGGCGAGGAACGUCCUACAUGUUACUUGGGGAAUUCAAUGACGCAAGGAAUGAUUUUGAGAAGAUGAUUACCAUCGACAAGUCAUCAGAGCCAGAUGCUACAGCUGCUCUUCUUAAACUUAAACAAAAGGAACAGGAAUCUGAAAAGAAGGCGAGGAAGCAGUUCAGAGGGCUCUUCGACAAGAAGCCUGGAGAGAUAUCGGAAGUUGGUGCAGAAUCAGAGGGUGGAAAGGACUGGGACGACGCGAAAAGCUCUGGUGAGGCAACAAGCUCUGAAAGAGAUGCAGACACAAAGGGCAGUCCGAGCGGAGAAUCAGAGUAUGCCUUCGAGGAAGAGAGGCCAGGACUGGUUGGCCGCGUGUGGCCUUCUGCGAGGAGGAUCUUCUCGUCUCUUGGCCUCAACAGGUGCACGAUACUCUGAGGUUCCAGGAUCAUAGCGGUGAAGGGGGACCGUUUCGAGCUCUCUGACAUUUGGUUUACUCGGCCAUGAAAAAGCUGUUACGAAAACCUUAAAAAAAAGGUUGUUUCGAAAAGUUUGGAUGUAUGGAGGAAAAUGAACCAUGUGUAAAAUGCAACCAGUGAUGUAAAUGAGAAGAAAUGAGGAAUUACCGGCCGUUCUACAAGAUUAGGAAAAAUUGGUCUCAGUUUUGGUGGUGCA
This is a messenger RNA of Panicum hallii, 2351 nucleotides long. Its product is annotated as peptidyl-prolyl cis-trans isomerase PASTICCINO1. The record is from RefSeq and is a predicted model, not a curated record. The transcript has 20 exons. Lineage: Eukaryota; Viridiplantae; Streptophyta; Magnoliopsida; Poales; Poaceae. Gene Ontology annotation, molecular function: peptidyl-prolyl cis-trans isomerase activity; protein binding. The coding region runs from base 234 to 2114 and encodes 626 amino acids.